Bradysia coprophila is the source of this 1099-nucleotide messenger RNA. RefSeq lists its product as uncharacterized. The record is from RefSeq and is a predicted model, not a curated record. Lineage: Eukaryota; Metazoa; Arthropoda; Insecta; Diptera; Sciaridae.
AAUUCAUCGCUUAAUUUAAUAAUUGUGUCUAUGUUUACAGAAAUAAAUUAACAUGAAAAACACAAAGGAAUUAAGUUCGGACUCGGACACAGACAUUGAGAAACGGCAAAGAAAAUGGCAACAUCAACGCCAGCAAAAAGGCAAUAAAAAACCGAAGAAACGAGGUCAAAGCAACGGUAACGGUAACGGCAAAGAUUCAGACGAUGAUUUCGUGUCAACGAAAAAAGUUUACAAUUCGCCGCCAAAGCUUCCGAAUGUGGCUGCAGUAGGCCGACGAAAGAACGUCAUUCCGAAGAAACCACCCGUCAGUAGCAACGUUAACGUUAACGUUCUAGAUUCGCCGCCGAAGCUUCCGAAUGUGGCUGCAGCUCCGAAGAAACCACCCGUCAGUAGUGCUGCCAUAAAUGCCGAUCUCCUAAAUGCAACGACAAAAGAUCGCUCCUCAUCGCCAAGUAAUGCUACAGCUGCAUCUAAUCCAGCCAUCAAUAUUACCUCUCACCGAAAUACCACGUCCAGCAUCAUUGGUAGCGGUCGAACAGGUAGUACGCAAGAAGUGGCACAUCCAUUACCCAUUCGACAGUCGCCUCCCCCUAUGGAAUACGGAUCCGAAUGGGACACGGAUGGAGAAGCAACUAUUGCGCAACUAAAACAGAUGCAACGGAAACGACCGAGCAAAAAGGCUCACUCCACUUCAACGAAACCUGAAGUGAAGCAGACGCCAGUUCAGUCCAACCGUAAACGUGCUGCAUCCACUGAUGAGGCUAGUGAUGCUGUUGAAGCAACUACGAAACGGUCAACGUCAACGAAACGGUCAAAGGCAUCGAAACGGUCAAAGGCAACGAAAACGCAGCAAGACAGUGCAGAUGAGGCUGGUGAUGCUGAUGAAGAAACUACGAAACGGUCAACGUCAACAAAACGGUCAAAGGCAUCGAAGCGGUCAAAGGUAACGAAAACGCAGCAAGACAGUGCUGAUGAGGCUGGUGAUGCUGAUGAAGCAACUACGAAACGGUCAACGUCAACGAAACGGUCAAAGGCAUCGAAAGCUCAGCAAAGAAAAGACGACGAUGAAAAUGGCAACCGGGCCCGUUCCUCAAUCUAA